CGAGAAUUCGCCCCGUAGAGGAUAGAGAGAGACUUGUGCGCGUUAUUGGUAUCCGUUUACUCCAACCCAAAAGCCUGGCUGGCAGCAGAUUCCUCGUCUAACAAAAUCCUAUCGUCAGUCCGGGCUUGAUGUUUACGACCCUUCCAAUUCCAUUCUCCGGUUCCAUCACUAAAUUCCUCGCCACCAACUCACGUUCCUUCGUUCCUCCCCUCCCUCGUCUCCACCUUCCCCUUCGCGGUAACCACCGGCCACCAGGAACUUACAGGUCGCUUAGUUGUGCUGAAAAUAAUUCUUCUUCUACUCUUCAACAAUAUUCAUAUAUGGAAUCUCUGAAAGAGUCACAGGAGUAUAAUAGUAAUCUUUACCCUCAUAUAGAACCAUAUAGUUCAGGGUUCUUGAAGGUCUCAGAUAUUCAUACAUUGUACUGGGAGCAGUCAGGAAAUCCAAAUGGGCAUCCUGUCGUAUUUCUUCAUGGGGGACCAGGUGCUGGUACAUCAGCCAGCAAUAGAUGUUUCUUUGACCCAGAAUUUUAUAGGAUCAUUUUGUUUGACCAGCGAGGUGCAGGCAAAAGUACACCUCAUGCCUGCUUAGAGGAGAACACAACAUGGGAUUUGGUUGAUGACAUUGAGAAACUAAGGGAACAUCUAGAGAUACCAGAAUGGCAGGUUUUUGGUGGGUCAUGGGGAAGCACAUUGGCCCUUGCAUACAGUCAAUCUCAUCCUGACAAGGUUACCGGUAUCAUUCUUAGAGGCAUCUUUUUACUAAGGAAGAAGGAGCUUGAUUGGUUUUAUGAAGGUGGUGCAGCUGCCAUAUUCCCAGAUGCAUGGGAGCCAUUUAGGGAUUUCAUCCCAGAAAAUGAAAGGGACAAUUUCAUUGUUGCAUAUAACAAGAGGCUGAACUCUGAUGACAUUGAUGUACAGAAUAGAGCUGCCAAAAUUUGGACUACAUGGGAAUUGAUGACUGCCCAUCUUAUGCAAAAUGAAGAGAAUAUCAAAAGAGGCGAAGACGAUAAUUUUUCAUUGGCAUUUGCACGAAUUGAGAACCACUACUUUGUAAACAAGGGAUUUUUGCCCUCUAGUUCACAAUUAUUAGAUAACGUGGAUAAGAUCCGGCAUAUAAAGACAGUCAUUGUACAGGGAAGGUAUGAUGUUUGCUGCCCAAUGAUGUCAGCUUGGGAUCUUCAUAAAGCAUGGCCUGAAGCAGAAUUCAAGGUAAUUCCAGAUGCCGGUCAUUCUGCUAAUGAACCUGGAAUUGCCGCCGCUUUAGUCGCUACAAAUGAGAAAUUCAAGAGUCUCUUGAGAUCAGGUGCAGCUUGAGAUUAUUAAUUCUAAAAAAUUUUAUUAUGGGAUCGAACAAAGAUGGGUCUUUCCAAUUCUAUGUAUUUGGUAGCAACCAUUGUUCUGCUAUUUGUUGCUAUGUGAAUAAUAACAACAAAUAUCAUUAACUAUGACAGGUGAGCUGUAAUGCCAUUUGGCCUACAGCUUCCAACAUCUUGAGUGCUUGCAGUUGCAAUGCUUCUUUCUAAGAGUUGCAUCUU
Molecule: messenger RNA, 1537 nt
Organism: Musa acuminata subsp. malaccensis (wild Malaysian banana)
Lineage: Eukaryota; Viridiplantae; Streptophyta; Magnoliopsida; Zingiberales; Musaceae
Product: proline iminopeptidase
Biological process (GO): proteolysis
Cellular component (GO): cytoplasm
Molecular function (GO): aminopeptidase activity
Source: RefSeq, a predicted model, not a curated record